This is a messenger RNA of Heteronotia binoei (common prickly gecko), 2150 nucleotides long. RefSeq names its product TAFA chemokine like family member 5 (gene TAFA5). The record is from RefSeq and is a predicted model, not a curated record. Lineage: Eukaryota; Metazoa; Chordata; Lepidosauria; Squamata; Gekkonidae. The transcript is spliced from 4 exons. The coding region runs from base 463 to 861 and encodes 132 amino acids. Gene Ontology annotation, biological process: G protein-coupled receptor signaling pathway. Gene Ontology annotation, molecular function: G protein-coupled receptor binding; receptor ligand activity.
GCUCCGCCCCCGAGGCGGGUUGGCCCGGCGGCUUCUGCUGCGGCUCGUGGAGCGAGCGGGCGCUUCCUUGGCUAGGGAGGCUUGGCUAGCGGGAGGCUUCCUUCCCCGCCGGGGUCGGGAAAAGGUGACCUUUGGAGAGCUCUCGCGCGCGCCGCGCCUUUGCCCAAAGCGCCCUUUUUUCGGGGGAAGGGAAAAAGUUGCGGAGUCCUCCUUCCCCGAUGAAGCGCUCGCCGGAGAAGGAAAGGCGCCUCCCGACGCCUAUUGGCUUAGCCGCCCUGAAGAUGCUGCCCCCUGCCGCCCGGGGCGAUUGAUGCCGGCGCUUGGCGCCUCUUUUGCGGGAAGAUGCUUCUUCGGGGGACGGCACGUGGCGAAAGGCGCUGGCUGCGCCCGACAGGGGGCCGGUGAAACUUCACCUCGACGCGCCUGUUUGCUCCGGCGGGGGACGGGACGGCGUUGGCUUCAAUGGCUCCGUCGCCCAGGAGAAGCAGCGGGACAGAUGCCAGCGGCGUGCCGAGCGCCUCUUCGACUUUCUGGGCGGUGAUGAUCUUGCUCGGCCUCCUCGUCGCCUACUGCAGUCAGUUGGCCGCAGGUACAUGUGAAAUUGUUACUUUGGACAGAGAUAGCAGUCAACCUCGAAGGACUAUAGCCCGACAAACAGCUCGUUGUGCGUGUAAAAAAGGACAGAUUGCCGGUACAACAAGAGCGAGGCCAGCCUGUGUUGAUGCCCGCAUUAUAAAAACAAAACAGUGGUGUGAAAUGCUUCCAUGUUUAGAAGGAGAAGGCUGUGAUUUGCUAAUCAAUAAAUCAGGCUGGACCUGUACACAACCAGGUGGGCGGAUAAAGACAACUACAGUCUCCUGACAAAUACAACAGAGAAGCCUUGUAGGAGUUUUUAGGCUCUGUGUGGGCUAUAAUCCCUAGUCACUGCUGUGGAUCAUCAUACAUUCUAUGUCAUCAGUCCAACUGUCUGUUUCUCUGUAUUUCAUAAAAGACAGCAUAAUUCUACAUUAUGAGCUAAAGUCUGUUCUACUAUACAAAGAGCACUGGACUAUGGAUUAGAGAUAUAAGAGAAAUGCUUGGGCAUUAGCAAUACAAAAAAACAAAACAAAAAAACCCACAAAAACAGUUCACGGUUAAUGUCUCAUCUGCGUUCUGCACCAUUUCUGGACUUGAUGUGUUGUCAUGUUUUAAGCUGAAGAGUCAGCCACGGUGGAGAGUACUCAAUCAGCCUUAGAGAAGACUGCUCUUGUCUACCAGAGGACAUUAAGGUGCAAAGGAGAGUUUCUUCUUGCACCCUAGACUGCCUGAAUUGCUUUUAUUUUCUUAUGUUUCAGUAUAUACAAUAGACCAAAGAGCAAAAAUCUAUUUUAAAGUGGACAAUGGUACUGUUGACAGAGUUAUUUGGGUUCAGCAGCAUGGGGACCGCCCUGCACGAAUACAGUUCAUCCAGCGCUGCAGUGUUACUGCCCAGCAGCCGUCUCUGUGGAGCGCUACUGAAAACACUGGAACUGCUCUCAGAGAAAAGUACACUAAAGCCCACAAUGGAACACGGAGAGAAAAUGAUCAUUCUUCAACAAGGAAAUAGAACUUUGACCAGAAGUGACACAAACUGUCUACACACCACCUUUACUCCUCUGUGCUUAGAUUGACUUCAUGUACUAAAAUCAUUUUUGAGUUUAACCAGUUCAACAUGCCUCUUCUAUGGUUCCAUUUUUUGAUUGUUAAAAAGUUGGAUAAUACAGUAUUUGCAAAGAGCAUGUUUGGUCAUUUGUGGCCUAUGUCUCAUCUGAUACACCAUUUAGCACCAGAAAGCAAAGCCCUUGGGGUGGGGGAAGUAACACUUGUUUGAAAGAGAUCAUUUAAAUGUAUUUUGAAAAGCCUAAAGUUAUAUAUUUAACAGUUUUUAUAUGUUGUAUAUUUGUAGAAAAUCCUAUUUAACAAUUAACGUGGCAACUCUGACGGUCAUGGAAAAAAAAAACCUAGUUCAGAGUUCAGUUGUCGUUUUAUUACUUCAGUUGUCUUUGAAGUAAUACUGAAGUAGUUUGAUUUCUUCCAUUGGGGCAUUCCGGAUGUGAAGCAUGACCAGAGAGGACUCUGUAGAAAAAGCAAAGAAUAAUGUUGUUUAUAUUACAUAAAUGCAUUCAACCAUU